This is a messenger RNA of Haemonchus placei, 861 nucleotides long. The record is from the annotation of a GenBank genome assembly. NCBI's taxonomy places the organism in Eukaryota, Metazoa, Nematoda, Chromadorea, Rhabditida, Trichostrongylidae.
UCAGUUCACUUGCUACGAGGACGCCGGUCAUUCUCACACAUUUAUGGCGGACAAUUAGUCGCUCAUUCUCUGAAAAGCGCUACGGAAACCGUAGAUCGAGCACUUUCUCCUCAUUCAAUGCAUUGCUACUUUGUAAAUGCUGGUUCCGUCCUGGAACCGGUACAUUACAAUGUGGAUUGUAUUCGCGAUGGGAAAAGUUUUGCAACGCGAUUAGUAAAGGUUGUUCAAAAUGGAAAGAUACUGUUUACAUCACAGUUAUCAUUUCAACGCGAACAGCCAAGUGGUAUGCGGCAUGAGACGAAAAUUGAAAUGCCUCCAGGUCCAGAUGGUCUUCUGACUGCACGGGAAUUGAUGAGAAAUUGUUUGGAAAACUCAAAAUCUGACCACAUGACGCCUACCGAAGUUUUCAGUGCUUACAAAUUGGCCGAAUUCCCACCAACGUUUCAUAGGAUAUACGAGGCAAGACCUGUCGACCAGAAAAUUUAUCAGCCAGAUUUGAAUGGACCGCUGCAUCGUCCUCAAUAUCACAUGUGGAUAAAACCUGUACUCGACGUGGGAACGGAUCCCUUGAUGCAUCAAUACAUGGCGGCCUAUAUAUCGGAUUCGACCAUGGUGGAAACCGCUAUAUUACCUCAUCUUGCAAGAGGAUUUCCUAUGAGCAUGGCAUUUUCUCUUGACCACUGCAUUUGGUUUCAUCAAACAAAGUUCAAUAUCAACGAAUGGAUGCUGUGGGAACAAACAAGCGACUUCGCUGGAAACUCUCGAACCCACACCCGGGCUAGGUUAUGGACUCAGACGGGUAGUUUGGUGAUGACUGCCGUUCAAGAAGGACUUGCUCGACCUGUUCGCAAGAACGCUUAG